GUUUGGCUCGGUGACGCACAUGUAACCGAUGGUAAAAAGACGGGACGCAUUUUGAGCGCUGGCGCCGAUGGAUGUGUGCGCGUUUGGGAAGUUGAGUUGCCAGGAAAGUGAAGAACUAGAUAAGAUAAGAUAAGAUAAUUCGCAUGACCUGACGUUAUGCAUUACCCACGUACUGAGCUGACCUUCACCAUUCACCUCCACAUUGCCAGACAUGCAUGCUUUACGUGAAACUGGUAUCACGCAUCAUCUGAAAGAAAACACUACUCUGAGGUCAUACAGCGCAGCUACUCAGCACGAAUUUCUUAGGGCUGCUGGUACCUUGACCCUAUCUCCAGCCCGCCUUGCGCUGUGGCUCUGUCAGGAUCGCAUUUAUGCGGCCCACGCAUAUCCACGUUUUAUUGGUCUGCUCAUUUCAAAAAUUCCCUUCGAUGGACCUGCUGUUGAGGAGGAAUUAAACAGAGAGACUCUUGCCUUAUUGACAAUAUGCUUGGAGGGAGUUAUUCGCGAGGUUGCUUUCUUCGAAGGGGUUGCAAAGGAAUGGGGAUUAGAUAUUAAUGGGUGGAGCGAACGGAAAGCUACGCGGGACUACACAGCUGAGAUGGCAAGGGUAGCAUCUGUUGGUUCGUUGGAAGAGGGGCUCGUGUUUCUAUGGGCAAUGGAACAGGUAUAUCUCGACGCAUGGAAGUAUGUAAAAUCCCUGCUCCCUCCUCAAAACGUCUCAGAAGACAAUACUGCGAAUGCGAUCCGCCAACUAACAAACAACUGGACGACACCGGAGUUCGAAGACUUUGUCCAGAAGGUGGAGGAUCUGGCAAACAGGCACUUCGCGAGACGUCACCAUGGGCCUUCGAGCUCAGCUGUACGUGCGAUGGAGAGUAUUUGGGCGAGAGUUGUGGAGCUUGAGGAGAUGUUUUGGCCUGAUGACGGAGAGGACACCCGUUUGAGAGCCCUUUGACACUAAUUCUUCCGGACCAAGAGAGAUUUCUCAGGUCGAACGCAUGUACACUAUUACGGUACCAAGCUCCCACUGUCAUGAAGAUUAAGAACUUGUAAGGUCGUAGUCAUCGGUCCCCAAAUUCAAGUCACUCAUCUCGUCAGGUAUACCAACUGAUAGACGAUGACAGUGGCAUCCAGCUUCG
Molecule: messenger RNA, 1139 nt
Organism: Suillus clintonianus
Lineage: Eukaryota; Fungi; Basidiomycota; Agaricomycetes; Boletales; Suillaceae
Product: heme oxygenase-like protein
Exons: 2
Coding region: 212-955 (247 amino acids)
Source: RefSeq, a predicted model, not a curated record